Messenger RNA from Molossus molossus (Pallas's mastiff bat), 3802 nucleotides. RefSeq names its product von Willebrand factor A domain containing 5B2 (gene VWA5B2). The transcript is spliced from 20 exons. Lineage: Eukaryota; Metazoa; Chordata; Mammalia; Chiroptera; Molossidae. The coding region runs from base 38 to 3802 and encodes 1254 amino acids. The record is from RefSeq and is a predicted model, not a curated record.
GCCCGGAGCUGCGCUCCACCCGGCUUCCCAGGGCACCAUGCCCGGCUUGUACUGCCCCUCCAGCUGGACGCCGCUGCCCCUCACCGACUCGUGGGUCCGGGCCUGCGCCAACGGACCCUGCCUCAGCCUGCGGGCCCGGCUCACUUACCACAACCCGCAGCCGCAGCCGGUGGACGGCGUGUUCGUGUACCCGCUGGCGGAGGCCGAGGUGGUGUCAGGCUUUGAGGCGGAGGCGGCCGGACGUCGCGUCUCUUUCCAGCUACAGAGUCGGCGUCGAUCGCAGGCAGCUUGCUGCCGCGCCCUGGGUCCCGCGUUGGGGACCUCGACGCCCCGCCGCUGCGCGCAGGGUCAUCUUGUCUUGGAUCUGGCCCAGGCCCGGUCCACACUGGUGUUGCCCACUGGCCUCAUCACCCCGGCUGGCACCAUGACAGUGACCCUGUGCAGCAGCCGGGAGCUGCCCUCAAGGCCUGAUGGGGUGCUGUGCAUGGCUCUGCCCUCCGUGCUCACCCCACUGGCCCCGCCAGGUCCACCAGGCCCCCCCAGACCUUCGGGGCUCUGUGACGACAGCCCUACCAGCUGCUUUGGGGUGGGCAGCCCUCAGGAGGAAGGUCUGGCCUGGGAAGAGCCAGCUGCCCCUCCGGACGUGUUUUUAGGCCCUGCCCGCUGCCCUGCCCCAUACACCUUCUCCUUCGAGAUGCUGGUGACUGGGCCAUGCCUCCUGGCAGGCCUGGAGAGCCCCUCUCAUGCUCUGCGGGCAGAUGCCCCACCUCAUGCCAGUUCUGCAGCCACCAUCUGUGUCACACUGGCAGAGGGCCACCGUUGUGACCGGGCCUUGGAGAUCCUUCUGCAUCCUAGUGAACCCCACCAGCCGCACCUGACGCUGGAGGCCGGCAGCCUGAGUUCAGCAGAAUAUGAGGCCCGAGUGAGGGCCCGCCGGGAUUUCCAGAGGCUACAGCGAAGAAACAGUGAUGGGGACCGGCAGGUGUGGUUCCUGCAGCGCCGCUUCCACAAGGACAUCCUGCUGAACCCUGUGCUGAUGCUCAGCUUCUGCCCGGACCUGAGCUCCAAGCCUGGAUACCUGGGCACAGCUACACGAGAGCUCCUCUUCCUGUUGGAUGGCAGUGGUGUAGCACACAAGGAUGCCAUUGUUUUGGCCGUGAAGUCACUCCCGGCCCAGACUCUCAUCAACCUGGCGGUGUUUGGCACAGCAGUGCAGCCCCUCUUCCCUGAGAGCAGGCUCUGCAGUGAUGACACUGUGAAGCUGAUCUGUGAGAGUGUUGAGACCCUGCAGGCUGUGGGAGGUCCCCCAGAUGUGCUGGCUGUGCUGGACUGGGCCGUGAGGCAGCCCCAGCACAGGGCCCACCCUCGGCAGCUGUUCCUGCUCACGGCUGCCUCACCCAUGGCCAUCACUACCCACCAAGCCCUGGAGCUCAUGAGGUGGCACAGAGGGGCAGCCAGGUGCUUCUCCUUUGGGCUAGGGCCUGCCUGCCACCAGCUGCUUCAGGGUCUGUCUGCCCUUAGCAGGGGCCAGGCCUACUUCCCGAGGCCUGGGGAGAGACUGCAGCCCAUGCUGGUGCAGGCUCUGCGGAAGGCACUGGAGCCUGCUUUGAGCGACAUCUCUGUGGACUGGUUUGUGCCGGAUGCAGUGGAGGCACUGCUGACCCCCCGGGAGAUCCCAGCACUCUACCCUGGGGACCAGCUGCUGGGUUACUGCUCACUCUUCAGGGUGGACAGCUUCCGGCCCCGCCCCCCUGGGGGCCAAGCGCCUGGCUGGCAGAGCUUGGGCGGCUCUGUCUUCCCAUCCCCAGAGGAAGUACCAUCUGCCACCAGCCCUGGCACUGAGCCCACUGGCACCUCAGAGCCAUUGGGAACAGGCACUAUGCCGGGAGAGCUGUCCAGCCCAUGGGCUGCUGGGGACUCAGAGCAGAGUGCUGAUGCUCUGACAGACCCAGUCACAGACCCUGGACCCAACCCCUCUUCUGACACGGCCAUAUGGCGUCGCAUCUUCCAGUCUUCAUACAUCCGGGAGCAGUAUGUGCUCACCCACUGCUCUGCCAGCCCUGAGCCAGGCCCCGGCUCCACAGGCAGCAGUGAGUCCCCUGGCUCCCAGGGCCCUGGCUCCCCCGAGGGCAGUGUUCCCCUGGAACCCCCUUCUCAGCAGGGCUGCCGCAGCCUGGCGUGGGGAGAACCUGCAGGGUCCCGCUCCUGCCCACUGCCUCCACCCCCACUGGUGCAAGUCAAGGCUGGGGCUUUGAGUGCUGAGGUGCUGAACCGUCAAUGCAGGGCAGCUCUGGCUGGCCGAAGCCUCUCAUCACCCCCAGGCCAGGUGAACCCAGUCCCUGGCCGUCCCCGGUACCCCUCCCUGGGUGCAGCAACAGAUGGGCCAGGCCCUGAGUCAGGGCAGCAGCUGGGACAAGGCCUGGAUGACUCAGGAAACCUGCUCUCCCCAGCCCCCAUGGACUGGGACAUGUUGAUGGAACCACCCUUCUUGUUCACAGCUGUGCCCCCUGAUGGGGAAUCCACCCCCCCAGCAGUGCCACUGCCUCCCCAGGCUCCACGCUGCCAUGUGGUGAUCCGGGCCCUGUGUGGGGAGCAGCCUAUGUGCUGGGAGGUGGGUGUUGGGCUCGAGACACUAUGGGGGCCUGGGGAUGAUGGCUCACUGCCUCCAUCACCCCAUGAAAGAGAAGGUGUUUGGGACCAAGCACUCCAUCGGCUGACAGCAGCUUCUGUGGUCCGGGACAAUGAGCAACUGGCCCUCCGAGGGGCUGAGACCAUGGCUGACUGGGGCCAUGCCCGGAGGUCCUGGCUCCGAGCCCUUCAGACUAGCAAGGUCAGCUCUGCCCCCUCCUGCUUCACCUGCCCCAUAGCUGUGGAUGCUACCACUAGGGAGGUCCUGCCCUCAGCCCUGCAGGUGCGGAGCUCAGAACCAGCUGAGCCCCCAGGCAUCCUUCCUGCCUCUCAGGGCCAUCCAGAUGCAGCACCUCUGCCCACAGUUGUCCACUGUAAAGGCCUUCAGGGAGGCUCUCUGGCAGGUGGCUCGGACCUGGACCAAAAUGACAAUUCCAAGUCUGCUUUGGGGGACCCUGCAGCCCAUACCGGAGGUCCUCAUACCAUGUCCCCCCAGCCUCCGCUGAGGCUCAGCCUGGGCUAUCGGAAGGCCAGAGGCCCAGAUAGUCAUAGACUCUGCAGCCCUAACACAGACCAGGCCAAUGAUGGCAACAGUGAAGGCAGCAACCAUGACUACCUCCCCUUGGUGAGGCUGCAAGAGGCGCCAGGCUCCUUCCGCCUGGACGGGCCCUUCUGCACCGCGGUGCACAUCCCACAGGAGCGCCUGUGCCGUGCCUCACCCUUUGCUGCACAUCGUGCCAGCCUUAGCCCCACCUCAGCUUCAUCUCCCUGGGCACUUCUGGGCCCUGGUGUCAGCCAGCGAGAUAGUGCCACAGCUUCCUGCAGUCCAUCCCCCAGCUCAGGCUCCGAGGGUCCAGGCCAGGUGGAUAGUGGGCAAGGUUCAGACACUGAGGCCUCAGAGGGGGCAGAAGGGCCAAGCGGUGCUGACCUGCGGGGCCGGACCUGGGCCACAGCAGUGGCACUUGCGUGGCUGGAGCACCGCUGUGCCUCUGCCUUUGGCGAGUGGGAACUGGCAGCAGCUAAAGCCGACUGUUGGCUUCGAGCACAGCACUUGCCAGAUGGCCUUGACCUGGCUGCUCUCAAGGCUGCAGCCCGGGGUCUCUUCCUGCUGCUGCGCCACUGGGACCAGAACUUGCAACUACACCUGCUAUGUUAUAGCCCAGCAAACAUGUGA